This is a messenger RNA of Patella vulgata (common limpet), 1408 nucleotides long. Its product is annotated as corticotropin-releasing factor-binding protein. Gene Ontology annotation, molecular function: corticotropin-releasing hormone binding. The transcript has 7 exons. Lineage: Eukaryota; Metazoa; Mollusca; Gastropoda; Patellidae. The coding region runs from base 331 to 1248 and encodes 305 amino acids. Gene Ontology annotation, biological process: negative regulation of corticotropin secretion; hormone-mediated signaling pathway; negative regulation of corticotropin-releasing hormone receptor activity. The record is from RefSeq and is a predicted model, not a curated record.
CUAAUCAUAUGAAUUAAUCGAUCACACUUUGUUCUGGUACGGUAAUUAGUCUACCACGUGCAAUAAACAGUAUAGAUCAAAUUAUAUUUUGAAUAAAGUGAACAAUGCAGUAAAAUCAUAAAUGACUGAAGAUUUUAGUCGGCGGUUCCCAGGUUUGGUGACGUCACGAUUCGUCGUCUGGCAGAACCCAGGUGUUUUGGAGAUUGGGUAUAAAAAUCGAGAAUAUUUGGAUGAAGUUUCAUUAUCACGUACUCGAGAGAAAGAAACCGAAGGCUUUCACGAUUCAUUGUCAUUUCUAGCAUAAGACCUGUUUGUCAACAGUUUUGAAGGAUGUUUCCAUGGACUUUAUUAGUUUGUAGUGUAACUUUGUUCCACGAUGCCGUUAGUUUUGUUCCUUUUAAUAAGAGAAGUCAACAAUACAGCACUGAUAGUUUACAAUAUACGCCCAUGCAAAUAGACUGUAUAGACAUGAGAAGUGUCCCGGGUGAUUAUUAUUAUGAAUCAGAAGAGAAAUAUGAGGUCUGUGGUUUCUAUAUUAUUGCGGAGGCAGAUCGUCUUGUAGAAAUAGAAAUAACAGAAAUUAAUGUAAAUUGUGACGAAGACAAUGCUUUAGCGUUAGUGGAUGGUUGGGAGUUACAAGGUGAAUAUUUUCCAAGUCCAUUUGAUCACAAACGUCCAUUAGAAGAAAGAUAUCAGACAUUGUGUGGAAAUAGUAAACCACACAAGAAAUAUAUCUCGUCACAGAAUGUAGCCUUAAUUCAAUUCCUCAUACCUUCCCCGGGUCAAAGUUUUAAAGUGAAAGUCAGAUUUAUCCCUAACUCAAGACCCUGUAAUGUGGUCGCUACUAUGGAAUUUGGUAUUUUAACUUUGAAGAACUAUGGUGAAAGAGCUAACUGUUCUAUAUCUAUCAUCUAUCCAGAGAAAAUUUACUUAGUAGAUGUAGAUGUAGGUGUUUCAUCAGAACAACCAUCUGUUAAACCCACUUCAGGUCUCUCAGUACAGUGUAGUGCUAAUGGUAAACCUGACUAUGUUGAGUUGUUAUAUGGAGAUGGUCUAGACACAGACCUUAUGGGAAGGAAAAUGGCUUUCUGUGGACUACGAGCUACAGCAGCAAAACGUGGAAUACCCAUGGGAUGCCAACACUCGGUUGUUCGCUUGGUCUCAAGUGGUAGCUUCUACAAUUCAAUUACUUUCUCAUUCCAAGCAAUGACACCAGAUGAGAUCUAUGCCAGUACAGACAUCUGCUAAGACCCGAGUGUUGUAGUUCAUCAAUAGUUCCUGUAAUAUGCGGGGUGGACUAAUUGGCCUGGAAAUAGCUAAUGACAAUUAUUAUAAAUUAGAUGGUCAUAUUGUAUGAAAAUAUGAGUUAUAUGAUCUGUCCUACUACUCCUUUAUAUAAACUUAUUUU